AAAGAACUGAAUAGAUUCAACUCUGAACGAACAGAAGACAAAGCAAAAUUUCUUCCUUACAUCAUCGUGUAUGACACAGAUGUUUGCCUGGAAACAAGUUGAGUUUUGAGCCUAACUAGACAUGUCCAUACAAAGACAUCCGUACAGGCUUCUGCCCAGCUACGUCAACUGAAUACACUAGAAAAAAAAGUUUUCCAUGUAUGUAGGAUGUGCCUCUGAGUGGACACAAAGUCUCGCUCCUCUGCCACUUUUCCAUAACAUUGAAAGUUAGUGGGUGCUAGUGUGCACAGUAAAAUAUGGUGGCUAAAAAUGGUGUUUGAAUGUGGCAUCCUGGUGCAGGGAGUGCCUAAAGGGGUGAGGCUCUCACGGAAAAGAUUAACAACUGAAGGAUAGUCUGUGGCAAAUAAUGGAUGCCAAGCUGAAAGAGGAUCUGUUUCGGAGGUACGUGACUGCUUUGGAAAAGCGUCUGGAGGAAGGUGGAGGAUGUACAGCAACUGGAACUACACUAAAUGGAGACAAAAACAGAAACAAAGACGGUGAGGCCCUACUCUCCACUGCCACCGCCCUGCUUGGAGCAUACCAGCCAGAUCCUGGACAGCGAUUUCGCAUGGUGCGAUUCUAUGAGGUAGUUGAGAAUUCCCUCCGCUGCCAGAGAGGAAGUAGUCUGAAGAGCCUGGAGAGAGCGUUCAACACACUGGAAACCGUCUGCACCAACCUGUUGCUUUUCCCUUGGAAAAAAGAGUUCAGGUUUAUAAAGACCUUCACUGGCCCGUAUGUGUACCAUCUUCAGUCUACUAUUCUUGAUUCUGAGCUCCAAACUCUAAUGCUGACCAUCGGAUAUUCUCGUGACCAUGAUUCGCAGUUUACAUUGCACGAGCACCAAGGUGACACAAAUUAUCUCCGCCAGCUAGCAUUUGAGCUUUUCUUGGCCCAGGCAGAGUGUCGUCUGCUGGGAGAGGUAGUGGCUCUUGCCCGUGGUUCAGCCUCAGAGCUGGAGGCUCUGGAACUCCGCAGAGGUUGCAGAGAUGAUGCUGCUGGCUGUGCCGAAGCACUCCGCAGACGUGACAGCCUUGGAGCAGAUAUGGCCCGAUUGUCUGUGCGACCGCUGGAUAUAGACAGGCCUCAUGCCCAUCAACUGAGGCGGGGUAGUCGACCAUCCAAGUCUGUGGAUGUUACAGAUGGGGCUGGUCACUGGCAUGCAGCUGUUAACAAGCCUGUUUUGAAGGCGUCAUUGAGUCUAAGGAAGGAGCCUCUAUUUGUGGAUGCUGAGGAGGAUAUGAAGGAUGAGAUCAUCAGGCCCAGCACCUCAGCUUCUUUUUUCUCAGUUGCAGCUCCACCUUCUUAUAGCCCCGUUGCAGACUUUUUCCCAAUUCAGUCACCUACCCCAGCUGAUCCCUACACAUCCUACCAUCUGUCCUCUUUAGAUGAGAUCGACCUGUACACGGAAAAAGGGGGUGCAGGGACUGGAGGAAGGCAGAUUCUAUCCCGACCCCCAUUCAGAGAACCUCGAGAUGCCAGAGAUGGCUGGCUGCUUAAAACUCAUUGUGUCAAGUGUCAAGGUUGUGGACUGGGUUGUUCAACAAUGACGUCCUGCCCCAGGUGUGACAUGAUUCUUUGCCCUGCCUGCCAUGAUGUGGACCCUUCCCCUUGCUGUGGCCUCCAGGAGUACCACUCCAAAUCUCCACGACCCCUCGAUGGAUACAUUCCUGUUAAGGAAAAGCUCUCCGUCUACUCCAACGCUCAUUCUCACUCCCAUCUUCAUCCACAUCCCCUAACAUUAACUCAUUCACAUUCUCAUCCCCAUCCUCACCCCCAGAUGUUGGAGAAACCCCUCAUGCCCACCAAGCUCUUUCCAAGUAAGUCUGCUGCUUUGACAACACCAAAGGGAGGCAGCAGUGACCGACUCAGCAUGGGGGGAUCACGGUGUGGAUUUUGCAACAAGCCAGGUGCUUCACACACCUGUGUGAACUGCUCAAAAGUAUCAUGUGACUCGUGUAUGGGCUUGUAUGCAAAAGAUAUGUGCACCCGAAAGAAUCCUCAGCACAGCUUCGUGCCCAACCAUCAGCUCAACUUUAAAUCUGGCACCAUAUCUCACUUAGUGUAUCGAUGAAUGAAGUGGUUGGGCUGUUCAUCCUAACAUAAAGUGUAGUCUUGCACUAUUGCUUCACC
Molecule: messenger RNA, 2169 nt
Organism: Nematolebias whitei (Rio pearlfish)
Lineage: Eukaryota; Metazoa; Chordata; Actinopteri; Cyprinodontiformes; Rivulidae
Gene: spata2
Product: spermatogenesis associated 2
Exons: 2
Coding region: 407-2110 (567 amino acids)
Biological process (GO): protein K63-linked deubiquitination; regulation of necroptotic process; regulation of tumor necrosis factor-mediated signaling pathway
Cellular component (GO): cytoplasm
Source: RefSeq, a predicted model, not a curated record